Messenger RNA from Chelonoidis abingdonii (Abingdon island giant tortoise), 1359 nucleotides. RefSeq names its product LysM domain containing 1 (gene LYSMD1). The record is from RefSeq and is a predicted model, not a curated record. Lineage: Eukaryota; Metazoa; Chordata; Testudines; Testudinidae.
GGGGAGCCCUGGCCUGGCUGGGAGGCGCAUUGUUUACUUUGCCUGAGGGGGUCCUGCCAUGAGCAGCCCUCAGGAAAGCCCCUCCAGAGCCCAGGCACCUCUGCUGCCCGCACUGGUGCCCCACUGACUGGGGAGGGAGGGAUGGCCUCCCCUUCCAGGCAGGGGUCCCCUGGAAGGGCUGGGCUGCUCUGCGGCAGCAAGACCCGGUCCUACGGCAGCCUCGUCAAGUCAACGUGCUCCCCAAUAAGGGAGAGGAGGGUGGAACAUCGCCUGGAGCCGGGGGACACCUUGCAGGGGCUGGCGCUCAAAUAUGGGGUCACGAUGGAGCAGAUCAAGCGGGUGAACCGGCUGUACACCAGCGACUCCAUCUUCCUCAAGACGACGCUGCACAUCCCUGUCCUGAUGGAGCCCAAGCAGAUGGCAAAUGGUUUAAACCUGGAGGAAGAGGAAGAGGAGACGGAGGAAGGAGCCAGACGACCCACCACUGGAGAGGACAAUCCGGUGCAGAAAAACAGCUCCGUGACCAGCACAGGCACCACCCCUCGCCACGACCUCUCGGCCACGGAUUUCUUAAGGAAGCUCGACUUGGAGAUCAGCCUGUCCAAGAAGGCUGCAGUGAAGAAGCUGCGGGAGGGGGAGAUCGCAAUCGCCAGGGCUGAGCCAGAAGCCAGCAGCACCGUCUCCCAUCAGAGUGAGCCCUCGCCUCACGCUCAGCAGCGCGCCCUGCUGGGCCCUGUGCCGCUCACCAAAAGCACCCGCGCUGCCACGCUUCAGGACCAGGAGGAUGAGAUCUUCAGGCUCUGAUGGGCAGAGCCUUCUUUUCCCCAAGGACUCGCCUCUCCUCUCCUAGCCGGUGUGUCCAGCCCUCGGGGGCAGCGCAGGGUCUUUGAUGGCCCUGCCAGGGGGACCCAGACGGAGCUGAGACCCUGAUCCCAGCAGGAGUCUGCGUGAGUCCUCUGGCUGCCCCCACCUUUGGACCAAUCUGCACAGGGAGCAGUGCAUGGGGGAUGUUCUGCGGCUGGGGUGGGUGGUGCCCAGAGGUGUGUUAUGGGGGUGACUGGCAGAGCGCCCCCUUGGGGCGGGUGUGUCUCGGCGACACGCUUUAAUGCACCAGCGUUUUCUGUGCUGCUCCUCGCUGGCCUUUCCCACUGCUGGGCUCUGAGCUCCCCGUCCCAGCGCACCAGCCUCUCCCUGUCCCAUCCUGUCAGGUCACUGCCUUCGGCGACAGCCCCGUCGCCUACAACCCCCUUGGAUCUCCUUAGCUCCCCCACUGAGACUUUUGAGAAAGGCCUCGGGAUCAGAUCCUCAGCCCAGCCCCCCCAAUCAUCUACUGAUGCCCCUCAAUCCCAACCCACAGCC